Molecule: messenger RNA, 435 nt
Organism: Effrenium voratum
Lineage: Eukaryota; Dinophyceae; Suessiales; Symbiodiniaceae
Source: the annotation of a GenBank genome assembly
AUGCAGAGGGCAAUCCAGACGUGGAAGAACAGCGAGCCCACAAGCCGCGAGACGUAUGUCAAGGAUUUGGAGCUGGAACUGGAGGAAUUAGCAGACCGGAUUCUGUGUCAUCGCUGCCCUGUCGUCGCCGCGAUGCCAAGGCGAUGGCAUGCCCGAGUACUGUGUUGCCUGGAUGUCAUGGAUUUGACACACUCAUUGGUGCAGCCUUCGCAGCAGUGCUUGCAGAUUCAUUUGCAGAAAUUCCAGGAGCUUUUUGAAAUUGAGAGCUUGGUGGUCAAGAAGCAGUGGCGUAGGUUGCAAGCCAGAUGUGUUAGUGCCAACUUGCCACAAGUUGCAGACUUCCUGUCUGCACAGAUUGCCCAUGCUGGAAGCAACUCAAAGGCCCAGUCCAAACAAGCUGUUUCAGGACAAAGGCAAAGCUGUGAGCAUGGGUGA